AUGCCUCCUCAACUGUUUGCCUUGUGCAUAGGCAUCGACGAGUGUGCCCACCCCGAGAUUGAGAAUCUGCAAGGCUGCGAAAAGGAUGUCAUGUCCCUGCGAGACGCUCUGUUGUUGGGCUACCCAGACGCACAAAUUUUGAGUCUAACGAAUCAGGCAGCAACUCGAAAAGGCAUACUCGAUUCGUUGAAGAGACACCUCAUAGCAAAUGAUCAUAUCUUGGUUGAUGACCCGAUUCUCAUUUACUUCGCUGGCUAUGGGCAGCGAUUCGAAGGAAAAGAGAGGGAUGUAGAUGCGCUGAUACCGUAUGAUUAUGCACAGGACGUUCCACCAAUAUUCGACGUUACUCUUCAUGGGCUUUUGAACAUGCUCGUCCAAGCCAAAGGCCCCAAUGUCACAGUUAUUUUGGACUGUUGUUUCUCCCCAGCUCUCAUAUUGUCCGCGGCCAACAUACGUCGAAUCCAAACCCCCUCAUGGCCGUCCCAUCUCGCAGAUCUCCGUCGUGAAAAUAGCCUGGUUGGCUACCGUGGAUUCUUCGACAACCAAUCCUAUGUGCUUAUCGCUGCCAGCAAUAGGAAUAAACAUUGUGCCGAAACUCCAAGUGGAGCGUUUUUCACUCAGAGUAUGGUUUCUGCAAUGCGGUCCUCCUGGCUAUUAAGCUGUCGAGAGCUCACCGUGCGUACCCAAAACUGGGAAAUAGGUACCGCAGGUCAAGUCUCUGCCUGCUAUGGUCCAUAUCUGGACCGCCUCCUCUUUAUGCCCCCGAAACUUCUCCCUAUCACCAAACUACGUGUAUUUUCCUCGAAUGUCGAUCUUGGCGUCGAUUCGGUGGAGGAUCCACUUUUCCAUGCCUCCAGAAGAUGGAACGCGAAUGUCGUUGUGCGGACCUCGAGUCAAACUGAAGCAAACAUGCAACGCCUUGACCGAUUGACUGCUCGGUACGGUACCCUAUCGAUACCAUUCGCCUUAGCGAAAACUCCUCAAGUGUUAAAUGGUGUUGCGCGAUUCAAUUACUACCUGAAUCUUCGUCCAUCUUGCAAGCGUUCCUGGGUUCAGCGGUUCCGAGCGCUUCGACAAUGGAGAAAAUCUGACUCUCCAUCGUCUAUCGAGAUAUACCACUUCAAACCAGACGAGGAGGGAGACGGCGAAGAUGACGCAUGGAUCUCUGAAAACAUCUUACAUAACGGCGUUGCCCUUCUGGACGACGUUCCGAACGACCACCUGCUAGGUCUCAAAAUCACCAACACCAGUGACCAGAGCAUGUACCCAUAUGUCUUUCACUUCGAUACAGACACCUACGAAAUAACUGAACUGUACUCGCCAUUGCGUGAGGAUGAGGGUAUGGAACCAAAGGUGCUGAAGCCACAUGAGUCGCUGAUCUUUGGUCGCUCUCGGGCUUCGAAUGCCCCAACCUUCUGCGUUCCCGAGUCUCCUUUCCGUAUUAUUCUCGACGAAGACAAAGUGGAACGAACGGCCCAGAUCUUCAAGAUUAUCCUCGCACAAAAACCAGUCGUCCUACGCUACAUGGAACAAGCUUCGCCCAUGACAAGCGGAGAGGAAAGAACCAGGGGGCCGACGCUCACGAGGAGAUUCCAGGCGUAUGGCAAACGGACACAAUAA
Molecule: messenger RNA, 1620 nt
Organism: Mycena indigotica
Lineage: Eukaryota; Fungi; Basidiomycota; Agaricomycetes; Agaricales; Mycenaceae
Exons: 4
Coding region: 1-1620 (539 amino acids)
Biological process (GO): proteolysis
Molecular function (GO): cysteine-type endopeptidase activity
Source: RefSeq, a predicted model, not a curated record